Neolamprologus brichardi is the source of this 4079-nucleotide messenger RNA. Its product is annotated as ceramide transfer protein-like. Gene Ontology annotation, biological process: ER to Golgi ceramide transport. Gene Ontology annotation, molecular function: lipid binding. NCBI's taxonomy places the organism in Eukaryota, Metazoa, Chordata, Actinopteri, Cichliformes, Cichlidae. The record is from RefSeq and is a predicted model, not a curated record.
UAAAGCGUGGCUGCGGCUCCUCCCCCUCGACCCGAAAGUCCUCCGCUGCUGCUAACUGAACUGCGGAACCACAGCAGAGACUCAGUCCGCUGCUCGUCGAUUUUCAGAUGGAAGUUGAUGUGUAGUGGUUUCCCCGAAGGCCUCCAUGUCGAGCAGGAGCUUAUGGACUGCAGCUAAGAUAGCUAACGAGCGCAAACACAAGUUGUUAGUUAAUGUAAUACUAGCUAGUUGCGUCAUUUGAUAGCCACCGCUAACUUAGUUAGCUAGUCUCAGUGGUAUACGACGUCAGUUUCAAAACAAAGCACGCAAAACGGAGAAAAUCAGAUCCAGCUGUCACCUCCAGAGUAGGUGGUGGCCAGACAAGCUAACUCGGUUGAAGUCUGUCAGUGACCUAAGGUAUAUUACGCCACCUAGACGCUGUUUUGUACUCUCCAUUAAUGGCCAAUUAACGUUAUUUUGCAGACCUUAAGUUGAAGAACGUUUCUGCAACCGUAUUUUAACUAAACGAAUCCAGCAACUAGCGUCGAGCUACGUGGUUGCACUGAUACGAUCAGAUUCAACUUUUCUUGUAAACUUGGAGUUAAAUGUCCGAGAAGAGUUCAUCGUCCAGUUCGGAUGAGGAUGUGGACCCGGAAUCCGGGCAGCCCCUGGAGCUUGGAGGCGUCCUAAGCAAGUGGACAAAUUACAUACACGGGUGGCAGGACCGAUGGGUUGUGUUGAAAAACAAUACUUUGAGUUACUACAAGUCGGAGGAUGAACGGGAGUACGGCUGCAGGGGCUCUUUGUGCCUCAGCAAGGCAGUCAUCACACCUCAUGAGUUUGACGAGUGUCGUUUUGAUGUCAGCGUGAACGACAGCGUUUGGUACCUCAGAGCCGAAGAUCCCGAGCACAGACUCCAGUGGAUUGAGUCGAUAGAACUACAUAAGGCUGAGUCCGGUUACGGUUCAGAGACGAGUCUGAGGCGUCAUGGUUCCAUGUUGUCUCUCACCUCAGCAGCUAGUGCCUUGUCUUCCACAUCUACAUCCUCCUUCAAGAAGGGGCACAGGUUGCGUGAGAAACUUGCAGAAAUGGAAACUUUCCGAGACAUCCUGUGCAGACAAGUGGACACCCUGCAGAAGUACUUUGAUUCCUGUGCCGAUGCCGUUUCCAAAGAUGAAUUUCAGAGGGACAGAGUAGAGGAUGAUGACGAUGACUUUCCCACUUCUGCGAGACCUGACAGCGAAUAUAAUCACAACAAUAAUGGCAGCAAAGAGAAAUUGUUUUCUCCUGCCAGUCCUAAAGGUAUUAAUGGGAUAGACUUUAAGGGUGAAGCCAUCACUUUCAAAGCCACCACAGCAGGCAUCCUCUCCACUUUGUCCCACUGCAUCGAGCUGAUGGUGAAACGAGAAGACAGCUGGCAGAAAAGACUGGACAAGGAGCUGGAAAAGAGGAGGAAAGUAGAAGAUGCCUACAAGUCUGCUGUGAAUGAACUAAAGAAAAAGUCACACUAUGGAGGCCCAGACUACGAGGAGGGGCCCAACAGUCUGAUCAAUGAAGAGGAGUUCUUUGAUGCAGUGGAAGCUGCACUGGACAGACAAGACAAGAUAGAGGAGCAGUGCCAGUCAGAGAAGGUCAGAAAACCUCGACUAACUCUGGCUUCCCCUAGUGAUGCCUACUCCACCAUCGGUACACACAGAUUUGCCAACAAGCCCUAUAGCCACUCUUCUUCCUUGUCCUCGAUCGAGCUAAUCAGUGCUUCAGAUGACAUUCACAGAUUCAGCCCUCAGGUGGAGGAAACUGUGCAGAAUCACAUGGCUUACUCCAUCCAGGAGGUGGGGGGCGAUGCCAACUGGCAACUGGUGGUAGAAGAAGGAGAGAUGAAGGUAUACAGGAGGGAAGUGGAGGAGAACGGCAUCGUCCUGGAUCCCCUCAAAGCAACACAUGCUGUGAAGGGGGUAACUGGACAUGAGGUCUGCCACUACUUCUGGGACACUGCAGUCCGAUUGGACUGGGAGACCACCAUUGAAAAUUUCCACGUUGUGGAAAAGCUCUCUGAUAAUGCCAUCAUUGUGUACCAGACACACAAGAGAGUGUGGCCUGCCUCUCAGAGAGAUGUGCUGUAUCUGUCAGCCAUCAGGAUGAUUCCACCAAGAAAUGAAAACGACCCCGACACAUGGCUGGUCUGCAACUUCUCUGUGGACCACGAUGACGCCCUUCCCACAAACCGGUGUGUUCGUGCCAAAAUCAAUGUUGCCAUGAUCUGCCAAACGCUGGUCAGCCCACCAGAGGGUGACAAAGAAAUAAGCAGAGACAACAUCAUGUGUAAGAUCAACUAUAUUGCCAAUGUAAACCCUGGAGGCUGGGCUCCAGCAUCAGUACUCAGAGCCGUGGCCAAGAGAGAAUAUCCCAAGUUCCUCAAACGCUUCACCUCCUACGUCCAGGAGAAAACUGCUGGGAAGCCUAUCCUUUUCUAAAUUUAAACAGCUUUCAGAGGUGCCAAGUUCACCUGCUGGGGAGACUGCGUUGUUGAAGUGACUGUUGAAGAUCACAUGACCAUUCACGUGUCACCGCACCAUCAGGACGUGCUGCUUGAAGAUGAGACUGCUUUUGGCCCUAAUGGAUCAGUAGUUAUCAUCUUAGAUUGUAACCUGUUGGUCAUGGGUUCGUUUGUACGUAAGCUGAAACAUUUCCUAAACAGUCUUCAAAUUGUUACCGAUAAUUUGCUUUUUGUUUUUUAUUUGUUUUUUGUUUGUUUGUUUGUUUGUUUGUUUUUUGUAAAUUGUUUUGUACAUUUGCUAUGAUUAAACUUUUCUUGAACUUUUGGGGGGUUUGCUCUAAUCACUAGUAUUACAGCUACUUGUUUUGCUGCUGCUAAAGUAACUACCAUGAAAGAGGAAAGAGAACAGAUACUUACAGUGAAAGCACAGAUGAGGUGUGGUACACUAUUUCCUCUUUCUUGCCUUUUGCUGAUCCUCUUGUGACGACUCUUUGUAGUUUGAUGGGGGGUCAGAGCCUAAAGCUUUGAAGUCUUUACAUUUCUAGAUUGUUAUAAAGUAGCUUUCAGAGAACACCGUGGACACAAUGUAUUGUACAGAUAAAACAGUAAGAUUUCAAAUAGAUUAUCAAUUGUGAGAAAUGUGAAUUGACUCUUAAAUGCUUGAAUUUGAUGACAGAAAUGGGCAGAUUAGAUACAACAAGAGUGAUGAGGAGCACUUACUAAGUCUAAUUGACUUGUGUUGGACAAUAUUUUCAACUAUCCAGAUGAUGUCGUUAGUUAGAUGCUAAGUUGCGGUAUUUGCAUGUAUUUGUCAGUCAGCAUGCUGUUGCUGACAGAUAUUUGCAAAGGACCGGCCCUAGUGUCUGGUUUGAAGAUUCCUCUCUUUCUUUGAGAGCUGAAUGAAUACAUUUUGUACCCUCUAGGUUUUCUCAUCUCUAUUUUCAGACCCUGGUGAGGCAGGGAAAAGAAAAUCUUUCUGUUCACUCAAGAGUGUCAGAUUUAUAAAUUACUCCUGCUGCUUUUAAGCGGAAUUGUUAUUAAAUGUUAACUUGGAUUAUCAUUUUAUAAUGUGUUCCUUAUGUUCUCAGUCAGAUGCUGAUUUUACAUUUCAGAUGCCACACUACCGUGCAGUGGUUUCCUGCACUUUGACUGAUAAACUACCCCCAGUAUGCCUUAGAUGCCAGGAUUUCUGGCUUUCUUUACUGUUCAGCCACCAGACGUGCAUUUAUCAACACUGAAAUCAAACUGGAUGGGGUUGGGAGGGGGAGGGUCAGCAUUUCACAUCAUCUUACCUCAAGGUUUCAAUUUAGACUGUGUUCAAUGCCAUCAAUAGUUGGGAGUUUAGCAUUCAGUAGAUCUGCAUGGUUUGAAAAAAGAGAUUUGAGGUUAGGAGGGAUCUGGAUAAUUGUUUUGCCGAUAAUGAUAAGACCUAAAUCUAUGAGCGGUGUCAGCUGAAGAAUGCAUUUAGUCUUUUUAAUUUUGAUAUUUUUGUCAGUAAUCUACACACUUUGUAUAUUUCUAAGUUGUACAUCAGAAGUGUUAUUUGCACUAAAUGUAUUGCAAUUUGACAAUGUUCUGUAAAUUAAAAUUAAUAUACAAAAAA